Rosa rugosa (rugosa rose) is the source of this 1563-nucleotide messenger RNA. RefSeq lists its product as uncharacterized. The coding region runs from base 1 to 1563 and encodes 520 amino acids. Gene Ontology annotation, molecular function: nucleic acid binding; RNA-DNA hybrid ribonuclease activity. Lineage: Eukaryota; Viridiplantae; Streptophyta; Magnoliopsida; Rosales; Rosaceae. The transcript is spliced from 4 exons. The record is from RefSeq and is a predicted model, not a curated record.
AUGAGGGUCUGCGUGGAUUACAGGGACCUCAAUAUUGCUACGCCCAAAGAUGUUUACCCCAUGCCGGUAGCGGAUAUGUUGGUAGACGCCGUAGCAGGACAUGAAUUACUGUCCUUUAUGGAUGGCACCGCAGGGUAUCACCAAAUUCCGGUCGCGGAGGAGGACAGACAUAAAACUGCAUUCCGAUGUCCUGGAUUCGCGGGCGUUUUCGAGUAUGUGGUUAUGCCUUUUGGGCUGAAGAAUGCUGGGGACACUUAUCAGCGAGCCAUGAACCUGAUCUUCCACGAUAUCCUUGGGAAAAUUUUAGAGGUUUACAUCGAUGACGUUGUGGUUAAAUCAAAAGAGAAAGGGAACCACAUCAUAGAUCUCAGGAAAGUCUUCGAGCGAAUGCGCCAACAUAAGCUGAAGAUGAACCCCGCCAAGUGCGUGUCCGGCGUUCAGGCGGGAGAUUUCCUGGGCUUCAUUGUACAUCAGAGGGGAAUUGAGGUCCCUGAGGAUAAAGCGAGCGCGGUCAUCAACGCGUCCCCUCCACAAACUAAGAAGGAGCUACAACGCCUGCUGGGUAAGAUACAGCCCUUUUCUCCAUUGCUGAAGUUGCAAGGACAGAAUGAGUUUGUAUGGGAAUCUCAACAUCAGGAGGCUUUCGACAAAAUCAAGGCCUAUUUAGCGAGUCCACCAGUGCUGAAAGCAGUGAAGGGACAAGCUAUUGCAGAUUUUUUGGCGCAUCACCCUAUGUUGGAUAUUCCCCCAGUCAAGGAAUUAGAGAUAGCGAUCACCACCGCAACUCGACCAGAUUUGGCGCACAUCCCAGAAUAUGCAAUAUGGUAUCAAGCCACUGUCUCACUGCAACCCUGGGUAUUAUUCUUCGAUGGAUCAAGAACAGAAACAUUAGCAGGAGCCGGAAUUGUUCUGGAAAACCCAGCGGGCGAUCGUUUCUCCUAUUCUUUCCAAUUGGAGUUUAAAUGCACUAAUAACCAGGCAGAGUAUGAGGCCCUUAUUAUUGGCCUGGAAGUCUUACUGGAAUUGGGGGUAAGGGACGUUCAGAUACGCGGUGACUCUCUGCUCGUGAUAAAUCAGCUCCAGGAGAAAUACAAGUGUGUAAGUUGUUUGCUCGCGCCAUAUCUCACUCGCGCCAUUGAGCUUUUGGAUCAGUUUGAUGACGCUGAUUUGGAAUACAUACCCCGCGAGCGCAAUUUUGCGGCCAAUGAACUUGCUCAAUUGGCUACAGGUAUUACAGUGAAAUAUGGGGUUCGCGAGCGCAUACUGAAAGUUGAGCGCCGCACGCUACCUUCAUGGCUUGCGCGGCAAGACCCGCCCGACGAUCCGGUUGUCGCUGUCCUAGAACCUAUUGACGUCGAUUGGCGAAUUCCGUUGAUCGCUUACCUCAAGCAUCCAGAUCUUACGACAGACAGGAAGGUCCGUUUUCUUGCCUUGAACUACUUCCUCAGGGGCGAUGAGCUGCGACGACGUGGAGAAGAUGGCAUGGACUUCAGAUGUGUCUAUGGCAGCGAAGCAAAACGGCUAAUGCGCGAAGCCCAUACAGGAAUGGAGGGAAGGAAGUAA